This is a messenger RNA of Scylla paramamosain (green mud crab), 4419 nucleotides long. RefSeq lists its product as uncharacterized. The record is from RefSeq and is a predicted model, not a curated record. The transcript is spliced from 15 exons. Gene Ontology annotation, molecular function: RNA polymerase II cis-regulatory region sequence-specific DNA binding; DNA-binding transcription factor activity, RNA polymerase II-specific. Lineage: Eukaryota; Metazoa; Arthropoda; Malacostraca; Decapoda; Portunidae. Gene Ontology annotation, biological process: regulation of DNA-templated transcription. Bases 171 to 4280 code for a protein of 1369 amino acids.
UUUUAGUAUAACAAGUAGACCAAAACUAUGACAUUUAUUCAGGCAUUUAACGAUGUCGACAGUUUGAUCCCGUAAGCUAAACAUCAAGGCCAGCAAGGAAGUGGUGCAGCUGCGGGCGAUUCUCCUCGCUUGAUGGAAGUUAAAAAGGGCCGGAGACAUUUCACAGAAGAAUGGAGACGGGGAAGAGAGAAGGCCUGACUUGCACUCCGGAUACACAGGUUCACAAACCACCAAGUAUCUUGGCCAUGAAGGAUGAUGCAGCAGGUCCUGGAAGCCCUGAGGUGGAUGAUGUACAGGAGGUGGAGGAGCCUCAGACAGCAGCCACCACUCUGCCGCCAGAAGUGGAGAUCCGUGUUCAGCUUUUUGAUGGGCAGGUCAUCCACAUAACAUCAUCGCCCUUGGAGGAAGCGGGAGCAGGAGAAGGAGAUGACAAGAAAGUGUGUGAGGGUGAGAUGAAGCGAGAUAGUAGCUCCUGUAUGCUGAAUGGAGAGGUGGUGGGAACAGUAAGUGGAGGCACGAUGACCCUCCUCACCAGUAAUGGCAAGACAUACAUUCUGCCCCAACAUUUGACUGCAGCAGAAGGAGGGAGCUACUUGAUAUCGGGGGAGGUGCUCAACACGGAGGAAGUAUUGCAGAGUACUAACGUGCUUCAUGAAGAACAAAUGUUGACCAUCUCGCCACCACCACCACAGUCUGCAAUGGACUUUACCUCCUCUGUUGCUAGCCAUCCUGAUGCCCUUGCCAUUGCAACAAGUGAGGUAUUCAAUGAAGACUAUGUGUCGGUGCCUUUGCAGACCCAAGGACAUCUAGCUGAGCAGUCCAAAACCAUCAGAUUUAAGACAGUGGAUGCAGAAAACCCUCAGGAAAUAAGUAAUAAAAUCUAUGCACAGUCUAGACCAGACUCUCAGAGGAGGAAUUUGCUGAUACCAGAUGCUAGCAUCAUCACAGUCAAUGCUUCAAAUGCUGCCAGCAGUGAUGAGUGGACAGAGAGAGACUCAAGUUUCACCUCUAAAAGAACUGUGAAAAAGAAUAGUGACAGGGAGACAGCAAGUAAGGAGGAGAAUGGCAAUGUUGCAGCACUGUAUUGUAAGGCAAAAGAGGGAAAGGAUGGCAAUGACAAGGUGAGGCAAAUACAGCUGGAUCCAGUGAGCUAUUCUGUCUCCUCAAAGUUAAUAGGCCUGCUGAAUAAUGCCUCCAGUAAGGAAUAUGCAGCUAUACCGAGAGCAUCUCCUGAAGAGGUGAGGACUAAUGAAGUCAGAGUGGGUGAAACAUGUGGUGCCAAAACUACAAGUGAGGAGAAGAAUGAAAGAAGCACACAGUCAUUCAACUCAGACCAUGUUCCAGAGAGCAGCGCUAAGCUUGAUGUGCAGAAGUCAAGAUUACGGCGCUCUUCCCGGAUCAGAAGAGUGAAAAGGAUUACUGAUGAAGUGGAGGAGAGUGAGCUGAUUGAGGAGGCUAGCACUGGGAAGAGACGGAAGGGGAUGAAAGGAGAGGCGCCAGCAGCUCUGUGGGAGUGUGGCAGUUGUGAUGCAAUGUUCAGGACGAAAGUUGGUCGGAACCGCCACAUGAAAGAGGGCCAUGCCUUCACCUGCUACGUGUGUGGCUGGGAGGGUCACAGCAAGACCAAGUAUGAGAUCCACAUCUCCACUGUCCACUGUAACCAGCAGGCUCGCUGCCUCGUCUGCAGGAAAGAUUUUCCUGGGUAUGAGGCAUACAAACAGCACAUGAAGGAGAUGCAUUCCACCACUAUUGUGACCUCCACUUCCACAUCCACCAGUAGCUCCAUUGUUACCACUACAACCACUGCUACUACUACUGCCACCGUUUCCUCUGCCGCCUCUAUUAGUGCUACUGUUGCCAUCAAGAUGGAGGUGGAGUCAGAGGCUCGGUUGGAGGGACAAAUAAAGAAGGAAGACCAGAGUGAUGUUACGGAAGAAAAACAUGAUCCCAUUAAUUCAGAUUUCAGGGAGAUGAAUUCCCGUGGUGAUCAGAGUUGUCCAUAUUGCAGCAAGACCUUUACUCGCCGCAGCCGCUUCCGCAGACACCUCAACUACCACCUGGGCAACAGAACAUUUAUGUGCAAGAUAUGCACCAAAUGUUUUGUGGAGAAGAGUGGCCUUGAUGCACACCUGCUGACUCACUGCCCUAUCAACAAGGAGUGCUCUCAGUGUGGCAAAGUGUUCAAGACAGAGCGCACCAUGACCCGGCACCUCAGGACUCACCUCAACAUGACCUACACGUGUGAUUUCUGCAACAAACAGUUUCGUCACGAGGAGUCACUGCGGGUGCACAAGUCAGUUCACAAGGAAGGGGGGAGUGGAAAUGUGUGCAAUGUGUGUGAGAAGGACUGCAAGACCCCACACUACCUGCAGCUACACAUGAGCACCAAGCACGAGGCCGCCAAGUUCAUGUGCCAGCAGUGCAAUCGCUCCUUCAAGUGGAAGCAAAGUUAUCGGAAGCACAUGGCCAUGCAUCAUGGCGAUGCUUAUCUAAAAUUCAAGUGCAACCUUUGUCCGCGGCACUUCAUGACCAUGUCUGAACUGCGGCUCCACCAGGUGGUCCACAGCACGGAGAAGAAGCACCUGUGUGACGUCUGUGGAAAGGCUUUCAAACACGAGUACACACGGGACAAGCACACCAAGACUGUCCACCGGGAAGACCGAGAGCACAUGUGUCCUCAGUGUGGAACUCUUUUCAAGGCCAAGGCAUACCUGGACCAGCACCUGGCACAUGUACACACCACCAAGGAGAGAGUAGUGUGCAAGUACUGUGGUAAUGACUUCAAGACAGAUGCUAACCUAAGAAGUCACAUCAAGGUGGUACACAAGCAGCGGAGCCCAAAGUACAGCUGCAAGACCUGCCACAAGAUGUUCCUGGCACCCAAAGACCUGCUCAGGCACUCCAAGGUUCACACUGGAGUCAAAGAUUAUGUGUGCCCAAGAUGUCACCGGUGCUUCUCACGCAAGGACAACAUGAUAGCUCACCUGCGCACCCAUACCACAUCGCACCAGGCUCCCGAUCCCAUCUUGGAGUCUGAAGUGGUCAUUGGAGAUGCUGUUGUGUCCCAAGCUGACCACCAAGCUACACCAGCUCAGGAAGUGCCUCAUAUUCUAGGUCUUUCAUCUUCAGAUGCUCCAGAAAUUCCCUCUGUUUCUUCCAGUAACAUCAUUCUGUCCAGUGUUCCUACUACAUCUGGGAACAUUGCCCUGUCAGAGUUCAACCCAGCAAAUAGCAUUGUGCUGUCUGGAGAGUCUUCAUCUCAGACCACAGGACUGGGAACCUCUCCAUCAUCUUGUGUCACCACUAUAAAAGAGACUCCUGUCACACACCAUGCAGCUUCCAUCUCUAGCUUACCUGUAUCUUCCAUGGCAGACAUCACCAGUAUGCCACCAUCGUCCACAGGCAGCAUUAUCUUUUCCACCGUCCCUGUUUCGUCUUUCAACACAGGCAGUGUCUCAUCUUCAUCCAGUUCUACAAUUGUGUCUCGUGGAAGUCUGUCAGGCAGCUUGGCAUACUCCACCUCGAAUAGUAUGUCAGGCAGCAGUACAUCCUCCUCAUCCAGCAACUUGAGUGUUACCAACCCUUCCGCCUCUUCCUCCAUCUUAAAUUUGAGCCCUAGCAGCUCACUAGGUGCCUGCACAACUCACCCAAACCAUCAAACAUACAGCUUUCAUCCUCAGUUAGUUGUUUCCUCAUCUAAUCAAGUUUCUAAUAUAUCUUCUCUUCUCACUGCAUCUCCUGUUCCAUCAAACGUUCUCUCUUUGCCACCAUCUCACUCCACCUCAGGACCAGUCUUUGUGUCCCAGAACAGUCCCAGAACACAGGUCAUGUGCUCCACACUGCAGGGGGAGCAGAUGGUGCUCACUGCUGGUCCACUCACACCCAUCUCCAAAGUGUCUAUACAAGAUGGCAAUUCUCCACAGUACAUGCAGCUUGAUCCACUUAGUGCCUCAGUAUGUCCCACUCCAUCAACAAGCAUGAAUGUGACCAUCAGUCCUCUCAGUACAUCUGUAUCAAGUGGGGUUAGAAAUCCAAGUGGCACUCUAGCAGGGGACAUGCCACUCUCUGCUGACUCCACUCCUCAUGCUCAAUCUGUUGACAUCCCAGACUCUGUGGAGUCAAACAUCAUCCUUCCUACUUCCUCCAUUCUUCAAGAAGCUGCCCUCAUACUUCCAGAAAAGUCUGGCCUAUACACCAUUGUGGGCGGAGGAAGAAAGGUCACCCCUCUGGAGACCCUCACCCUGCAUCCUGUUCCUCCUCCAUCAAGUCACUCAGACUAACUCCUCCGGUGAUCAGGAGCUGUUGCUAUAUGAUGUCAAGCUUCCCAGGAUGAAAGGCCAGAUGCUUCACCUUGGAUCCUUAUGACUGCAGACAACACAUUUUCUCUUAUUCUAAUAAAACCUUAUUUAUAGGAAUUAA